ACGCCCUCCUUUUUAUAUACAACACUACUGUCCUCUGUAGCCUGCUUAACAUUCUUUGGUCUGAGCUUUUUCCUUGUGUCACUCAUGGAGGUGUAUCCUUCGCUCUUUACACUUCCAAUCUUUGUUUUCUUAAUUAUCAGUUGGAGUCCAUUAUGCUUGGUGGUUGCUACUUCUCCAUGUCAUUUUCCGGCAAUCUUUAACUUCGGAGACUCAAACUCCGACACUGGUGGCUUGUCUGCAGUUUUUGGUCAGGCACCUCCUCCUCAUGGCGAGUCUUUUUUCCACCACCCCGCCGGACGCUACUGCGAUGGCCGCCUCAUUGUCGACUUCUUUGCGGAGAAGCUUGGAUUGCCAUAUCUAAGUGCAUAUCUUGACUCAGUAGGCAGCAACUUCAGACAUGGAGCCAAUUUUGCAACUGCAGGAUCCACCAUUAGACCUCAAAACACUACUCUUCGCCAAAGCGGUUUUAGUCCCAUUUCUUUGGAUGUUCAAUGGAAUGAGUUCUAUGAUUUUCACCGAAGAUCCCAAAUCUUUCGUAGCAAAGGUGGAAUUUAUAAAGAAUUGUUGCCUAAGGCUUCAGAUUUCUCUCGUGCUUUGUACACAUUCGAUAUUGGUCAGAACGAUCUUACUUCUGGCUACUUCUUAAACAUGUCUGCGAAUGAAGUUAGAGCUUAUGUUCCUGAUGUGCUCAACCAGUUCAAGAACAUUGUUUCGUACGUAUAUGGUCAAGGUGGAAGAAACUUUUGGAUUCAUAAUACAGGACCAUUUGGUUGUCUACCUUAUGUUAUAGAUCGCAUACCAAUCUCAAAAGCAGAGUUUGACAAGGUUGGCUGUGGGACUCCAUUUAAUGAGGUAGCUCAAUAUUUCAAUCGUGGAUUGAAGGAGGUUGUCGCCCAAUUGAGAAAAGAAUUGCCCCAUGCUGCAAUAACAUAUGUUGAUGUAUACACAGUAAAAUACAACCUUAUCAGCCGAGCAAGAACGCACGGGUUCAACGAAUCAUUGAGAGCUUGCUGUGGACAUGGAGGAAAGUAUAACUACAACAAGAACAUUGGAUGUGGGCGAAAGAUUACAGUGCGAGGAAAACAAAUAAUGAUUGGGAAACCAUGUAAAGAUCCUUCAAGAUGGAUAAAUUGGGAUGGGGUACAUUACACUCAGGCAGCUAACGAAUGGGUUUUUGAACAGAUUGUAGAUGGUUCAUUUUCAGACCCACCAAUUCCAUUGAAGAUGGCUUGCCAUAGGCAGCCUUUAAGUUGAUUAAUUUACCUGUCACUUUUCAGCACGAUUGUUAUCAAAACUGGAAUAUAGCCAAAUAUGAUGGCAUUCUAAAAGUUAAUUUAUGAAAUUUGAAGUUCUUAACUAUC
Molecule: messenger RNA, 1361 nt
Organism: Hevea brasiliensis (rubber tree)
Lineage: Eukaryota; Viridiplantae; Streptophyta; Magnoliopsida; Malpighiales; Euphorbiaceae
Product: alpha-L-fucosidase 3
Exons: 5
Coding region: 85-1254 (389 amino acids)
Molecular function (GO): hydrolase activity, acting on ester bonds
Source: RefSeq, a predicted model, not a curated record